Molecule: messenger RNA, 827 nt
Organism: Trifolium pratense (red clover)
Lineage: Eukaryota; Viridiplantae; Streptophyta; Magnoliopsida; Fabales; Fabaceae
Product: albumin-1-like
Exons: 2
Coding region: 105-512 (135 amino acids)
Source: RefSeq, a predicted model, not a curated record
CUAUAUAUAUCACUGCAUGCAAGAAUGAAUUAAUAUACAACACAACACAACACCAACCUAGCUCAUUAUAACUGUCCCUAGCUACUUCUUUCGAUUCAAGCAAUAUGGCAUAUGUUAAGCUCGCUCGUUUGGCUCUCUUCUUUCUUGCCACAUUCCUAUUAACGUUCCCAGUGAAGAAGGUAGAAGCUGCUUGUAAAAUUUCUUGUUUGCUGUAUAAACCAAAAUCAUGUGGUGAUGGUUGUAAAUGUGUCCCAGCUUCAUUAACCUAUGGUGUCUGCGUGAAAGCAUCAUUUGAACAUGUUACAAACAUGGUGGAAGAACAUCCUAACUUAUGUGAAUCUCAUGAUGAUUGCACAAAAAAAGGAAGUGGGAGUUUUUGUGCUCGUUUUCCAAAUCCUGAAAUUGAAUAUGGAUGGUGUUUUGAUUCUAACUCUCACGCACAAGCUUCAUUCAAGAAUGCUCAGGAAUCCUCAAAUUUCUUCUUGAAGAUGCCAUCAGCAAUUUCUACUUAAUGUAUUGAACAAAAAUCAUCCAUAUGCAUGAUCAUGCAUCUACUAGACUACUACUUAAAUAAAAUUGCUUCAUAAUCUCUUUCUGAGGAUUAUUUUUCUUCUUGUGGUGGUGCCUUUGACGGGUUUAGUUUGUUGGGGGUGUUUCAUUCUUGUUUUCUUAUAGUUUUAUUUGCUUGUUUGUUUUUCUAUUUUACCUUAGAGAUUGUUGGGUUCUGGUGGAAUGUACUUCUGUUAUCUCUUUGUUUAUUAUUAAGGGUCUGGUGUAAGGAACAGUCUGACGUACUAUUAUUAAGAGUAAACUUUAUUAAGAGUAAA